AUGAAAAAAGACAAGUUUUUUGCAAUCUUGAUUUAUGUUGACGCCAUGGUUAUCACUGGUAAUCGCGAUGACAUGAUUAAAAGAACUAAGGACCACUUAAACUCCAACUUCAACAUCAAAGACCUUGGUCGUUUGAAGUAUUUUUUGGGCAUAAAAGUUGCUCGUACUGAAGAUGGGAUGUUCCUAAGUCAACAAAAAUACUUCAUGGACAUUAUGUCCGAUUGUGGACAACUUGGAUGUCGCCCUAGUGCCCUUCCAAUGGAGCCAAACUUGAAACUUGACCAGUGUCAUGAAAACCACAAAACUGAUGCAUCCCUUUACCGGCGUCUCAUCGGGAGAUUAUUAUAUCUUCAGAAAUCUGUUAUGGUUGAUGUUAGAUUCGUGUGUUUGGCAAAAAUCUUAGUUCUUAUUCAACAACGUGAGGUCGUGACUUUAAAGGGACUUAAAGUCAUGUGA
Messenger RNA from Lactuca sativa (garden lettuce), 456 nucleotides. Lineage: Eukaryota; Viridiplantae; Streptophyta; Magnoliopsida; Asterales; Asteraceae. The record is from RefSeq and is a predicted model, not a curated record.